Messenger RNA from Pundamilia nyererei, 492 nucleotides. RefSeq names its product leukocyte surface antigen CD53-like. Gene Ontology annotation, cellular component: plasma membrane. The record is from RefSeq and is a predicted model, not a curated record. The transcript is spliced from 4 exons. NCBI's taxonomy places the organism in Eukaryota, Metazoa, Chordata, Actinopteri, Cichliformes, Cichlidae. The annotation marks the transcript as partial.
AUGGUGAAGCUAAGCAACGCCUUUGUGGUGGCCUUUGGUGAAUUCAUGAUGAUGCACUCCAGGUUUGCCUCUCUAGUCACCUCCUUCUGGCCAGUCUACCCUGCCAACACUCUGGUGGUCACUGGUACCAUUGCCACCUGUGUGUGCUACUUGGGAGUGGUUGGAGGCAUGAGGGAGAACCGCUGCAUGCUCAUAAGCUUUUAUGUCCUGCUGUCCUUCCUGAUAUCUGUGGAGCUGGCCAUGGCCUGUGUGUUUUUUGUCUACAACAGAGAGAUUGGCACAUACUUUGAGAAAGAUCUGAUGCACAGCUUGGAGGUCUACAAGAUAUCGGGUCCAGGAGAAAAUCAGACACUCAAAGAUGACUUUGAUGCCAUCCAGUAUCUGUUUAAGUGCUGUGGAGUCCACGGUGUGGCAGACUGGGGGGGAAAUGUCCCAAUAUCCUGUUGUACUCUGGACCCUUGUAACGUCACUGACCAGCCCAACUGGCAAGAG